ACUUGCAGAGGCAGGAAGUCUUGGGUUCUCUUCCCGCGCAAAUGGGAGUUUCUCUGGAACUUGGAUUACGCAGAGAAUUCUAAUUUCUUUAAAACUUUAUUUUCAGGCAAUUUCCCCCGGAACCUUUUACCUCCAGAGGAUCAACGGAAUUGGAUCUGAAGGCUGGCCAUGACAUCUCAAGAUCAAAAUUCGGGUUUCCGUUCAGAUGAUAAUGGUCAAUCGAGCUUCCUUGGGAAGCUUCUGACUAUUGAUUCAAAGCUGGGGAACCAAGAUGUGGAGGGCUUAAAGUUUCUCUGCCGAGACUGCAUCUCCCACAGGCAGCUGGAGAAGUCCAGCUCGGCCUCAGACAUAUUUGAUCAUCUAUUGGAAGAGGAGCUGCUGAGUGAGGAAGAUCCCUUCUUCCUAGCGGAACUCCUCUACAUAAUCAAGCAGAAAUCGCUGCUGCGGUACCUCAACCAAAGCAAAGAGCAAGUGGAGAGUUUGCUGCCUACCCGAGGGAGGGUCUCUCUGUUCAGAAACCUGCUCUAUGAACUGUCAGAAAGCAUUGGCUCAGAGAACUUAAAGGACAUGAUCUUCCUUCUGAGGGAAUCGAUUCCCAAAAUCCAGAUGACCUCUCUAGGUUUCCUGGCAUAUCUGGAGAAACAAGGUCUAAUAGAUGAAGAUAAUCUGAGGUUACUGGAGGAUCUCUGCAGAAGAGUUGUACCUAACCUUAUGAGAAAGAUAGAAAAAUAUAAAAGAGAGAAAGCCUCCCAGGUAGUGACACCUCCAGUAGACAGAGAACCUGAGUCAUUGCAUCAAAGAAAGGAAGAACCAUUUUCCCGUUCAGACAUUGAAGAGUUGUUAGAAGCAUUACCAGCCUUACCGAAGGGUUCCUGGCAAGAUCAGCCUUCAAGGAGUAGUGGUAGUCUGAGAACUUCUUUUUCCCUGGUCUCCACGGAGAUGCUGGGAGCAUCUCCUGCCACUCUACCUUCUGAAACCAGCACAGAGAAGGCAAGUGUGUACAGGAUGGAUCGGAAACACAGAGGCCACUGUGUUGUUGUCAAUAACCACAAAUUUACCUCAAUGUCGGAUAGACCAGGGACUGAUAAAGAUGCUGAGCACUUGAGGCAUGUGUUUGAGUGGCUUGGGUUCAGUGUACGUGUAUAUGAUAAUGUGACCAAAGGACAUCUGGACAAUGUUCUGCAGGAAUAUAAGUGUCAUCCAGGCCAUUCUGAUGGAGACUGCUUUGUGUUCUGUGUUCUGACCCAUGGGAAAUUUGGAGCUGUCUACUCUUCAGAUGGGACCCUUGUUCCCAUUCAGGAGAUCAUGUCUCACUUCACAGCCCAGCAAUGCCCUGGUCUGGCUCAUAAGCCCAAACUCUUUUUUAUCCAGGCCUGUCAAGGUGAAGAGAUACAACCUCCUGUUUUCAUUGAAGCAGAUGCUGUAAAUCCUGAGCGUGUACCCCCUUCCCUUCAGGACAGUAUUCCCGACGAGGCGGAUUUCCUUCUUGGCCUGGCCACGGUCCCUGGCUACGUAUCCUUUCGGCAUGUGGAGAAAGGCAGCUGGUAUAUUCAGUCUCUGUGUAAUCAUCUGAAGAGCUUGGUCCCAAGAAAUGAAGAUAUCUUAUCCAUCCUCACUGCUGUCAACAAUGAUGUGAGUCAACAAGCAGACAGAGAAGGAACAAAGAAACAAAUGCCCCAGCCCGCUUUCACACUACGGAAAAAGCUAGUAUUCCCUGUGCCACAGGAAAAACUUUAAUAGUAGAGAGUUCUCAUUGACUCUUGGACUUGAAAGGAGGCUUUGGUCAUCUAUUCCAGUCUCCCACCCAUCACAGGAAUCAAUGAUAGAUGGUGAGCUGGCCUGCAUAUGUCAUUCUAAUUAUUGGAAAUACCCUAUUUUUUGAUGCGGCAAAUUCUUUUUUUUCCCCUUGUUCUUUUUGACAAGUCUGAAUGUUUCAACACUUUCUUUCUUGAAGCUUUGGGUUGUGGUCUUGGUUUUGUUUGUAUGCCCUGGGAAAAAGCAGUUGGCCUUGGUUUGUGCAUCCGUGAGGUAAAGGGUGGAACCACAAACAUUUUAAGAUUCCUUUGAGCUUUAAGAACCACUGUACUUAGCCUCAGUUGAGCUUCGAUUUCCUCUCUACCUGACCACCCCUUGUUACCAUUCUGCGUCCCCUCUGCGUGGCCUUGUUCUGGACAUUGGAUAAUGGUAGAGAUCACGCAUGGUUCCUUGACUUUCUCUGCUCUCCCCUUCCUAAGGCUCCUCUCCUGCACAUCUACCUAGGUGAAAAUUUGGUCUAUACGAUGCUCUUUUCCUGCUUUAGUGUAAGGAAGGUAUUCCUGCAGGAGCUGUUUCUCUUGGGUCGGGAACAGGUUCGGCUCUAGGAUGCUGGUAGUCUGAAUGAAGAGAGACACACUCAGCAACUCUGGGAGCAGAGACUUUACAGCCUGAGAUUAAAUCCCAUGUUUGUGAGACCCUUUCAGAAGCUGCUGAUAACUGAACACCCACGUCAAGCCAACUAAAGCAAAGAAGGGAAUUUAUUGUCGCAGUCGUCUGAAAACACACAGAUGGGUGGUGCUGACUUCCUAUGAGGCUUGAAGCAGGACUGAGUCUGCACUAUAGCAUGUCUCUCUUGGCCAGGGGUUCUCCCGACAGCUGUGCUGUGCUGACUACGGUCAGCAGCCCCUCUCUGUUCCUCUGGCCCAAAGGAUGGAGGAGGGAGGCAGCCUGAGAGUCUGAGGCUGUUCACAGGGGAUGCUGUUCUCUCCUUAGUCAGAGAGUUGUUUGGCUGUGCCUUGGGGGUGUGUGGUUCUGUCUGGAAGACUUGAUACUUCUUACAUUAAGGCUUUGAAUAUCUUUAUUUAUGUGAACUUUUUUUUUCAAUUUCAAGAGGAGUUUUUUUUUUUUUUUUCCAGCUCCUGCAGGAGGGAGGUUGAAAGUCCUCUCCUUAAGGCCUUUAUUUCCAGAUGAAGAAGUUGAGGCCCCAGGAGGCAAAGUGAUUUGCUACAGUCCCCCAGAUGGUUACUGUUUAUAGGAUUUUAUUUCCCACUUGAGUGAACUGGAAUAUCAUGGACAUAGUGGGGCGGGUAUGCAGAUGUUCAUGAAAGAUGUCAGGGAAGGAAGAAAAAUAACUCUCAGUGAUGCCUGAUUUUGCAGUUAUUCAUGUGAAAGUUGCAUUAAUUUAUGGUGUAUUUGCUAUGAGAACUACUCAUAAGAAGUUUUUUAUAAUAGUAAUUAUGUAGAUGGAGCUAGUCAUUAUGUGGAUUUGAAUGUAGCUUGACCAAGGAAAGGAGUCUAAUAGAUAUGUCAGAAUCAUCUUCCAAAACCAGUGUUUAUACAAGUCAAAGCUAACCGCUGGUGAUUACAGUCUUUGCCCAAUUGAAUAUACACAGCUUUUGGCCAUUUCAUAAAAGCCUUCUCUGGGAGUGAAGGAUGGUGUGAUUCAAAACAAAAAAGCAAAGAAUCUGGAGAGGGAAGCCGUAGGUUUCCGUUUGGCCUUGUGACUCCCUUGCUCUGAGACACUAAAUCAAGCUAGUUUUUCGAGCCUUAUCUAUGAAGUAGAGAAAAAUGACCUAUUAAAGAUAAGGAUUUAGGGGAAUGUAUAAUAUAUGUAUAUCAUAAUAAAUAUAUAUCUCUCCAUUUAACUCCAGUUGUUGCGAGGUACUGUAAGACCAUUAGGUGGCAGAUGCCUCUGGCGGUAACCUCAAUGGAAACAGCAGCGUUUGAGUUCCUUUGCGUCUAAUUCCAGCUGAGUUUUAGCCGCAGAUCAACCCUAGCAAUCCCCACCGGUGUCCUCUGAGUGAAGCGCUGGUUCUUCCCUCACUGAUCACAGUGUCCCCAGCAGUAACAGGCCAACUCUUGGCUCUGAGUCCAGUUGGACAAAACACCGCUAAGGAGCUCUCCUUCAGCAGCAGCCUCUGGGGUUCGAUGCUGAAGUGCCCCGGUCCUGUGGGUCUAGUCCAUAUUGCCCUUGUGCUGGAGCUUAGUGCUUAUGCAAGGUUAAAUUCUGGAAUCAGGAAACGAGCCCACGAGCUUUCUUUUUAGACUUCUCCAGCAAGCACUGGAGUCACUAGACAUUGAUGACUCUAAGUCAUGGACCUAUGCGGACACCAGGAACACACCCAUCCUUCAAUCAUUUCUCCUAAACGGAAUGUGUACACACUUGUCCCUUGUGUGUGUGUGUUGUGUGUGUGUGUGUAUGGGAAUUGAGAGCAAAACACUAGAGGUGAUUUGGUCCCAGGUAUUUGGCAGUGGCCAUCGUCAGCCCAGACAUUUAUGAAAGAAGUGUGCAGAUUGAGUGAGGUCUCUGUAUAUUUUGCGUAGUUGUGCUCAACCUACAAGAGCUAUGGUUAAUUUUUUCUUUCUUUUCUGCUUUUUUUUUCUUGAAAGUUUAGCUUCUACCAAAACAAUGAAGGAUGAGGAAACAGUUUAUAGAAUAUUAUGCAAAUGUUAGUUGUUUAAGAAUGAUACUACUGGUAUAACUGUUAUUAGAGAUGCUAGUCACCGGAGCAUCCUCCUGAUCUCUGCUGCAGGGCCUCGCCAUGCGCGUGGGCAGGUUUGAUAUUGCCAGGGUUCCCCGUAGCCAGUGCUCAGGUAAUGCAGACCUGCAUUAUGGUGAUACGGUGUGGUUACUGAUCCAUCAGAACAGCCAUUGACCAGUAUAACACUAUGGGGAAUGCCACUGAAGAGCAGCUCUUUAUCAGUGAUCCUGUCUCCACUGAGGUAGACCAAAUGAGAAGCUGACCUCAUUUGGUAGAUAACUUCUGUGCCAUAUUUGAAUCCUAAAAUCUUCCAGGACCGAUACUUUCUGAAUGAUUUAGUCAUGUUGUUCUUAACCUGGAAUUCUUGGGUCCUUGGAUGUUUAUGGAUUUAUUCUCAGGGUGUAUGAGUCUUCCACCUUCCGUUUGAAAUGCCUCAAUUUCUUUUUGGUGAUAAUCUUCUAUUAAUAGAGGUGGAUCCUGGCUCUUCUGCAUGAUCUCUUUGUAUUUGAGCGUUGACAAGCAACUUUUGUGUCCACAUCCUGGUGCCCACGGGAGUGAUGAACUUUAUAUUGAACUUUUUAAUGUAGCACGGAUUAGGGUUCAGGGCUAGAGGUCCUCAGACCUGUUGUCAGGUACCAGCAGUUAAUCUACCUGAAACCUGCUCCAGUCCAUCCUCUUAAGUCAUGACAGGCUCCUAGUCCAUCAUCCCUCAGCCCCUGCUGAACUCAGCGGAGGGAACUCACACUACACCCAAAAUCAUGGAUUUGGGAGCUUGGAAGGACAGUGGCUAGGGAACCCGUGGUCCAGCCUUCAGGGUCAAAUGGCUUACGCAAGUCUUACAGCUCUUAGUGCAGGAUUUGCAAUUGUGUGUAUCUCCGGCUUUGCCAAACAAUUGUCACUAUCUUCCCGUGAAGUACAUGUUGCUUGUGACAAGUUAUUUAACUUUGUUUCUGGUAGGGUCUGGCUCUCCUCUAAAGUCUGCAGUUUGCCUUUAAGGACCGGGUAAGAAUAUCGCAUGUGUGGUAAGGACACAUUUGUAUCUUUAAACAGCAGCCAAAUUCCUGAAAAUGGAACCCUUUUUAAAAAGUACUAGGAGAAAUUCCUUGUUUGAAGAAAGACUGAUUUGCCAGCAUAAACAACCACUUUGUAACAUAACUUUUGCAGAUAUGAAUUUUUAAGAGAAUUUUUCCUCUUUUAAAAUUUUUAAAUUAUAUGAAUUUUUACUUUUUAAAUCUAUUUUUGAAUAAGUAAUAUCUUUACGUUGCUCAAAGAGAAUACAAAAAGAUAUUCAAGAUUAGUCUUGCCUGCCUUUUUGUCCACCAGAUGCCCAGUCCUCCCACCUCUGAAUCCCAGAGGUGGUCUCGGGGUUUGUUAACGCAGAUGCAGACGCAACAAAUACAAAUACAUGUGUGUUUUAAAGGAGGCAUUUCUUGAAACAAAGGACAUGCACUGUGAAACUCAAAACCCUCAUUUGGUCUCAUUUUAAAUGAUUCUGUAAGAUGCCUGGAAAUACUUGUGCAGUUGGAAUAACUUGAUGAGUUUUGUGGACUGAGUACCUGUAAAUAGUAGUAACUGACCAAUAAAGGAUUUUUUUUUC
Messenger RNA from Zalophus californianus (California sea lion), 6054 nucleotides. RefSeq names its product caspase 10 (gene CASP10). The record is from RefSeq and is a predicted model, not a curated record. NCBI's taxonomy places the organism in Eukaryota, Metazoa, Chordata, Mammalia, Carnivora, Otariidae. Gene Ontology annotation, molecular function: protein binding. Gene Ontology annotation, biological process: proteolysis; negative regulation of extrinsic apoptotic signaling pathway via death domain receptors. The coding region runs from base 169 to 1737 and encodes 522 amino acids. The transcript has 10 exons.